Messenger RNA from Chenopodium quinoa (quinoa), 4026 nucleotides. Its product is annotated as putative UPF0481 protein At3g02645. Bases 1160 to 2878 code for a protein of 572 amino acids. Lineage: Eukaryota; Viridiplantae; Streptophyta; Magnoliopsida; Caryophyllales; Amaranthaceae. The transcript has 2 exons. The record is from RefSeq and is a predicted model, not a curated record.
AGCUUAGAAUCAAAGAGAAGAUUAAAAUAAAAUAAGAGGGGUGAGGAAAUCUCGAGGAAAGUGAGAAAGAAAAGGCCAAAAGAGAUUCAAAGAACUCUCUUAUAAAAACGACUAAUAGAAAGGUAAGGCAUGUCCAAAUACAAGUAUUUAUACACAAAAGAGCAAUUGAGCUCCAAUUUCUUUUCAACAAUAAAUAUACUUCCCUUUUUUUUUUUCUCUAUUAGAUUUGCUCAAUUGUUGUUAAAAAAAAAAAAAAAAAAAAAAAAAAAAAAAAAAAAAAAAAAAGAUUUGCUCAAUCUAUUGGUAGAGUCAUAGAAACAAUAAUUUCCUAUCUUUAUACACACUUUUUCAAAACAACAUACGGAGUAAUACGCAGUAUGGUACAAAUUAUCCAAUAAUAUAUUAGAAAAUCUUAUCUUGUAUUUUGACCCGACCCGAUCCAUUGGUAGAGUCAUAGAAACAAUAAUUUCCUAUAUGUUUUAAAAAAAAAUCAAUAAAUUCCUAUUUUUAUACACACUUUUUCAAAACAAUAUACUGAGUAAUACACAGUAUGGUACAAAUUAUCCAAUACGAGUAAUAUAUUAGAAAACCUUAUCUUGUAUUUUGACUCGAUCCGAGUCCAAAAAUAAGUUAAAAGAUCAGGAAAACUACAUAUAUACAGAAUUUAAAAACAUUUGUUGCUUAUUAGACUUUUUUUUUUUUUUCUUUUUUUUUGGGAGGAAAUUUGAUUCUAUAGCUGUAUUCAUUUUUUAUACGUAGUAUAUAUUUUUUUUUCUCUGAUUUCCAUCUAAUUUAACAUUUUACCAGAAUAAAGAAGUGUAAAUUAUAAUACUUUAGUAUCUGAUUUUUUAAUUACUAUCAUUAUUUUUGUAAUAAUCAGUAAGUGUGGGAUGUAUAGAGUCGUAAAUUAGUAUGAAAAAUGUGCUGCUAAUUUCUCACUAAUUAUGUAUGGUUUUAUGAAAAUACUAACAUAAGGAUCGGAUGAGUCUAUUUAUAUCUUUCUUAAAGAUCUGAUUUAUUUUUUAUGAACAGCUAGAUCGAGUUUAUGACCAGUUUAACCACUUCUCUGCCAUCAGUUCGAUCUGCAAUCACAUACAAACAGCAGUGGUUAAUCGUGGCUAGAAAAACUCGACGAAAGGGCUGAGCAAACCACAAUAUAAUGCAAGCAAUCAAGCUCAUCAAUAAGGACUUCCCUGGAGAAACAUCUAAGCCAAGUUUGGCACUACUCAUUAAUGCAGCGUGUACAAAAUUAUUUGUUAAACAACCAUGUAUUUUCAGAGUUCCUGAACAUUUAAGGAGACUGAAUGAAAAUGCAUACACUCCUUUUCAUGUCUCAAUUGGUCCUUUUCACCACAGAGAUGACAAGUAUAGUGUCAUGGAGGAACAUAAGUUGGUAUACGCAAGGGAUUUGAUCAGACGACGUUUUUGGGGCUCGAAAACCAGCAAUGUUAGUGAUCAGAAAGGAAAGGUAACUACACUUGAAGAAGAGAUAAAAGUUUAUGUCGAGGAGGUGGAGAAGCUUGAAGUUGAGGCGCGCAAAAGCUAUGCUGAAAGCAUAAAGCUUAGCAAGGAAGAGUUUGUUGACAUGCUACUUAUCGAUGGGUGCUUCAUAGUUGAGUUCCUAUGUAGGAAGAUCCGAAAGCUGUCAUACUUGGAAAUUGAAAUGGAAUCGACAAGUAAAGAGCUAGGAGAAACAACAAGAGCUUGUGAAUCGACGAAAGUAGGGGGAACGUUUAAUGGGAUGUAUAAAUUCAUUGAGGAAGUUUAUGAAGAUUGGGAGCCUGCAAAUGAUUUUAUAUUUCAAAGCACGAGAACAUCCUUUGAAGUUCGACGUGACCUUACUUUGCUAGAGAAUCAACUUCCAUAUUUUGUCCUUGAACACAUAUUUGAGUUCACAUUUUCAAAGGCUAUUGAAGAAUUCCUGAAAAAUCAAGUUUUUAGUUCAGAAGAUGUACCAAAAUUUCAUGACAUUGUUUAUUGUGCAUUAAGGACGUCGAUUCCUAAUACAACACACGUCUUAACUAGAGAGGAUGUCGAUCUAAGAACAAAAAAUCCUGAAAUGACUGCUCAUUUUGUUAGUUUUCUAAGGAUGUGCUGUCUACCACCUCAAAUCAUCUCAGGCAAAGUGAAAAAGGCAGAGCAAAGUGGUGUUUUCACAUCAGAUGAAAGACAUAACACAAAAACAGCGAAAAAAAUCACUGCAGACCAGGUCCAAGAUGAGGAAAGCACUUCCUCAGGAGCCAAACAGGAACAAAGGAUAAACAUCAAGCAUAUGAGAGAGUUUCCAUGUCUUUGCAACAUGGAAACACCACAUGACAUUCGAGUUCCAAGUGUAACUCGACUUGCAAAAGCCGGUGUUCUGUUUGAGAAAUCAUGUAGUGAAACUCCACUGCUGGAGAUAAAGUUUGACAGUAAGCGAGGGGUAUUGAAGAUGCCACCUCUGACAAUGUGGCAUCACACCGAAACAUUUUUCAGGAACGUCAUGGCACAUGAGCUGUACAAUCAUACAGCUAACAGUGGGAGCAGAUCAGUUAGCGACUAUAUGUGCUUCAUGGACGACCUGAUCAAUUCCAAAGAAGAUGUCGCGCUGCUUGUGAAGAGUAAAAUUAUUCAGAACUGGUUAGAGUCUGAUGCAGUGGUAGCAGAUCUGUUUAAUUCUAUCACAAAGCAUAUACUGGCAGACUAUUCAUCCUACUCAGACACCUGUAUGCAGCUGAACAAGUUUCGCGGCAAGUAUAAUAUACGUUGGUUGAAGGCAAUCCUUCAACAAGAGUAUUUCAGCCAACCAUGGGCGAUUGUAUAUUUCAUCACUUUGGUGGUCAUACAAACUGCUGCAGCCACCAUACAGGCUGUCACUACUUUCACCUCUAAGAAGUAAUAAAUCAUGCUUCUGUAUUCAAGUUUUAAAACAAAAGUUAGUGUACAUUCUUUAAAAGAUUUCAGCCAGGAUAAACUAAAUCCUUGCAAUCACUUUGCCUUUAGUUAAUAAACAACAGUUAGUGCUAGCAGACAUACAAAGUUAUUCCAAAAAAAUCAAACACUUAAAAUUAUUGUAACAAACUCAAAUAUACAAUCUAGUUAGUAUAUAUAUUCAUGUAAUAGAUGGAAUCAGGAAACACUACUUGUAACUUAUUCAUCUCCACUGUCGUAUUGACAGAGUGAUUGGAGAGCCGCCGUAUCUUCCUUUGAAACUGGUACUGGUUUCCUCACCACCAUGAAUUUGACUCUCUGAGCCGGAGCCAUCAAGGUAGGUUGCUGCUUACCUUCUGAAGUUUCGUCGUCUUGAGUUAAAGUACUGAUGGUCGUUGAAAGUUUGAGUUUCUUGACACUGAAAUUAUUUGGUAUCUCAUCACUGUCAUCAUCAUCAUGAAUCUUAACUACCUCUUCUACUCAUUAUUUCUCUCUAGGGCCUGGAACUCAAAAUUCUUAGGCCCAAAAUACCCAAAUUUAUUUCCACUUUAAUUUAGGAAAAUUUGAAAAAAAAAAAAAAAAACCCUUUUAAAAGCUUUUUUGUUAAAAAAAAUAAUAAAAAUAAUUUACUCAACUGCUAUUUGUCGCUCCCAAUUUACCAGGUAACGCUCCCUUUUUGACUUGAAUGGACCACUAUGCCCUUUAUGCAAUUUGUGUUAUAAAAAGGACCUUGUUCCCCAUUUGGACACCAUACAUGAAACGGUCCCCUCACUUCACGACAUUGCUGUCCCGAGCCUCCCAAAAUCGGUCCCCACGGCCUUGCAACCAAAUCGGUCCCCACGACCACCUAAAUGUUCUAUUUUUAAAAAUCGUGAAAUUUUCCGACGGGUCUUGGGUCAUGGACGGCGAGUGGAACAUACGUACGCCGGAGAAUGCGUCGGAUCAUUCUGUAAGUUUUUAUUUUUAUUUUUUAUUUUCGGUAAUUAGGACAUCCGCCUAAAAUUUCCGGAUGUCCUAGGUACAUCCGCCUAAAAUUUCCGGAUGUACCAUGGAACAUCCGGAAAUUUCAAGCGGAAGAUGGGAUCCGCCUAAAAAAUCCGGAUGUUCCAUGGUACA